AUGGAGCCGUAGCAUUUAAAAGAAGAAGAAGUAAAUAUUGUCUUUUGAAUGUAAAGGCCUCUAAUUACUAUUUCAAAACUCAACAAAAAAUGCCAGACUAUCUAACAAUACCAGGAUGGAAAAGUGUCUUCCUUGUCUUGACGUUGGCGGCAUCAUCGAUUAUAUUGUAGGAAAUAUAACACUUUAGAAAAAGAAGAAUAAUAAUAACUGGGACCUUUGGUCUUAAGACCCUUAAGUGAAACUCGUUGAGUUUAAAUUGAAAACAAUGCCUGACACAUACUACGAGUCUAUUCAAAGUGUCAUAAAGUAUUGGAUCAGAAAGUCUUUCCGAAAUAGCUUCUUUAUCCCGCCCAGAGGUUACUGGAAGAACUUUUACGAUCCACACCAUGAGGAACCGCCUUUUGUGUCAAGAAUCAUGAAAGCUUUGCCUCGACGGGAUUUCAUGUUCAGAAACAGAGAUGGAGCCCAUGUAUUUAGUACGGAAUAUUAUCUGGGAAUCGCUAAUUAUAUGUUUCUUUGGAUGACUACUUUGGUUAUAGUCAGUUUAGGGCUCUUUUUAAAUAUAAUAUUUUCUGAAAAGAAACCGAAAAAGAUGAAACCCCGUAAAGCCAGGAGAAUACAGAUAAGGAUGUUCUAUCUGGCGUUAUUAAAUAUGAUUAUUGCCAUCGUAGUCACAAUUCUUGUGGAAAUUUCAUUCUAUCUAAUGUUCAAAUUUCUUCGCAUAUACCAUACAUGCUCACCCCAACCGGAAUAUUUAAGUGUUAUUGAUGGAAUUCAGGUAAUCAGAAAAGCGCGCGAAGUGGUUACAAAUCCUGUAUUCAAACAGAAACAUCGUAAACUGCUUAACAAGAAUCACGCAGAUAUAGAAUUUAUGAAGCUUUACAAUCACUUGAUAAGCCAGCUAUAUUAUCUCCGAUAUACUAUAAAUACUACUAUAUUUCAGGGAACUUGUGCAGUAGCCUACUGGAGGACAACAUUUUAUACCGUCACGGCCAAUUUGUUAUGGGUCCUCGUGCCCUAUUUCUCCAUACAAAUGUGGCUAGUUACCGGAAGACGGCCAUCUAGAACUGGAUAUUAUCGUGUUAAAAAAUGGGCGCUAUUAAAUUACUUUUCAUGCUGGUCACUGGUGGCUUCACUGAUGUGGCUAGUCAUGAUAGCCGGUGACUACUGCUAUAAUCCUGCCAUUACCACUGCUAAUCUGACGUACCAAUUGGAUCACUUGACACCAUAUUAUUUAAAAGUUAUGCCAUUUCAAAAUAUAAGGAAUGCUAUAAACUUUUUUAAGGAAAUGAAUUUACUUGUGAAUCACACAAGAUUUGCAAACGCUUUCUACGCCCCCCAAUAUGGCAGUAUAGUUAUUCUUGAAAUGGCAACAAAAUUCUACUACGACCUUCUGGAACAAGCUGCGAAAGACAAAGAAAUAGAUGCAUUCGUACGCGAUAUUGGUGAUCCCGUGGUAAUCAAGUCCGCCUUAAACUUAACAGUCGAUCAGGGUUUAAUAGGGCUGUACCAAGGAAAAUUUAUACGGCCUAUUCAUGACAGAUUGAUGAUAAUCGGCUGUCGUCAUUGGGUUCCUAUCGUAUUAGCAAUAUUAGUUUUGACGUGGAUUAUGUUCGGGACAUCAGCUGCUUUGGCAGUAUAUGCGGUAAAAGGAAUACGGCACUUGUACACCUUCAGUCAGCUCCGACCGUACAUCAAAGUGAAAAAUGUGACCAAAGAACGUCCAUUGGGAAUAUGUGAAAGGAAGCAAAAAGAAGCUGAAGAAAGAGCGGAAGCGGAGAGAACUAAACGCACUCGGUGGCGCGUACGCCGACGGCGCGCCCGGCGGCGUGUCCGGCGCGCCGGCAAAUUUUCCAAAACUAAAAUCUUGGUCAGACAGAUACUAGGUCGCAAGUCUUCAGAAGAUAGAAAUGAGCACACCUCAUUAAGAGAAAUAUUGCUACCACUAGUAUAAUAAGGGUGUGUCGCUACUGUGCCGAUGACAAUGAGGUUCUAGGUUCUGCCUAAUUAGUCAAUUGCACCAACACAUCCUUGUAUCAAAU
Messenger RNA from Hyposmocoma kahamanoa, 2042 nucleotides. RefSeq lists its product as uncharacterized. The record is from RefSeq and is a predicted model, not a curated record. Bases 266 to 1954 code for a protein of 562 amino acids. The transcript has 15 exons. Lineage: Eukaryota; Metazoa; Arthropoda; Insecta; Lepidoptera; Cosmopterigidae.